Sycon ciliatum is the source of this 1517-nucleotide messenger RNA. RefSeq lists its product as uncharacterized. The coding region runs from base 99 to 680 and encodes 193 amino acids. The transcript has 5 exons. The record is from RefSeq and is a predicted model, not a curated record. NCBI's taxonomy places the organism in Eukaryota, Metazoa, Porifera, Calcarea, Leucosolenida, Sycettidae.
GCCGACUGCUAGCUGCAGACGUUUGACAAGUGGCUUGCAUUGCUGUUGAAGGGGCAUAGAACCAGCUGAGAAAGAAGACACGCGGACGUCCGGACAAGAUGGCAGAACAGCUAAAGGUGCUGCUGGCUACGGUGUCCGUGGCCACCCUGUGUCUAUUGCUGGCAGUUCACUGCAUACCAGCUUUUAACAAAGCCGAAGCAUUGGAUGUCGAGACACUGGAUUACGAUGGCCGCACAAUCGCUCUCGGUCUGUGGAAGGUCUGCUUCCAUGGUGCGAAUGACAGUGCUCUCAAUGAGUGUGUUACUUACAACAGCACUACCUUAACAGGUUCGGUUGAAACAGCCCGUGCGUUCAGUGUCAUGUCUUGUCUCUUCUUCAUCGGUGGUUUGGUGCUGGGUCUUCUGCUGGAGAAGAAUGAAGUCCAUCGUCUAGCUUAUCUGCUGCCUAAGCUGUUCUCUUUGCUUAGUGGCACGUCGAUGGGAAUCGCCGCCGGUGUCUUUCAGGACGUGGAUGCCGAUGCGUAUAGCAUGUUCUUGCCUGACUACAUCACGUCCCCGUCCACCGGGUUCCUUGUGGCGUGUUCCGGUGUUGUCGGUGCUGUGCUAUGUUCCAUGCUGUCGCACUGGGUGCACGUGUCCUCAAGGCAGUCAAGAACGGAGUACCAAACUAUUCACGGCUAAUCUCUUGCGUUCUUCACCCGCGACGAAGAAGAGGGGUCCGAAGCAAUGCUUGCUGCCGCUGGUGAAGUUCCGACAGCGCCCCCCGUGCUCGAUGCUGUGACCAACGUGUUUCGGACAUACCUGUAACACAGCUGACUGCUGUGUCAACUUCCGACACUUGCCGAGCCAGCUCUCGUUGACUGGGCUACUUGCAGAGGUAUUGCCGCAAACUUAAAUUAUUUUUAAUUCAUUUCUCCGCAGACUGAGCCAGCUCUCGUUCAGUGGGCUAAUUGCAGAAGUAUCGGCGCAAACUUGAAAUUAUAUAUUUUAUUCGUUUCUCCGCAGAUUGAGCGUAGUUUGUUUACGCGCUCUGAGGGCUCAUGUUUUUCAGACAAUAUGACGACUUGAAUUUUUUAAUUUUAUCUGUAUGUGUGUUUUUUAUAUUGUAGUUUUUGCGUCCAACACUACGUUUUGCGUUGUUGUGUCCCGAUGUGACAUUAGAGGUUUUGCGAUGAGCGCAUUAUGCACUGCAGUUGUGAGACACAGAUGUGUUAGUAUAAUAGUUAUAUGAAGACGAAGAAUGUAAGUUAGUGAGUCCAGAGAUCCUGCAUGAAAAGCCUGGGUGUGAGCACACAUUCUCUCUCUCUCUCUCUCUCUCUCUCUCUCUCUCUCUCUCUCUCUCUCUCUCUCUCUCUCUCUCUCUCUCUCUCUCUCUCUCUCUCUCUCUCACAGGCAGAUUUGAAGUCUGUUCUUUGACUCUCAUUGCUGGUGACAUGCUGCUUGAACAGGCUUAUCAUCUUCCGCCAUUGCGUGCCUGUACUGCUUGUGAGUGUUGUGCUGUGGAAUUACCCAAGAGCU